AUGGUCUGUGCCCACAAGUCAGAAAAAAAUUUUCCAGCAUCGUGGGGUGAAGGGAAAGAAGAGUUUAUUGAGAUAAGAGACAUUGCUAGCACACUUCUUACCACAUCUUCUCACAAGAUUUUCAGAAUCAAGCAAUUCCUGGUCAAGAAGCAAAAGCAAAAUCAUUCCAUUCCCCAAAGGAUUAGAAUGAAAACUGGUAAUAAAAUCAGGUACACCUCCAGUAGAAGACAUCGGAGAAGAACCAAGUCUGGUCUAUGA
Messenger RNA from Phacochoerus africanus (Common warthog), 258 nucleotides. RefSeq names its product 60S ribosomal protein L39-like. Lineage: Eukaryota; Metazoa; Chordata; Mammalia; Artiodactyla; Suidae. Gene Ontology annotation, biological process: translation. The record is from RefSeq and is a predicted model, not a curated record. Bases 1 to 258 code for a protein of 85 amino acids. Gene Ontology annotation, molecular function: structural constituent of ribosome. The transcript has 2 exons. Gene Ontology annotation, cellular component: cytosolic large ribosomal subunit; ribosome.